GUUAAUUAUUAUUGUUAAUGAAUGUCGGGUUAAUUUUUUAAUAAUGGACGUUUAUACAAAUUUGCGACACGCAUUUUUAAAGGUGCUUCUCGUGUUGGAAGCUAGUUUCUAUCCCAAGGACGCAAGAAAUAGCAGUCAUAUUGCUGUCAUUUCUCGGUUAGAACGCUCACCAUUCGCACCGGCAGAAAUGGAAUCAAGUGUUGUAGUGGAUUUUCAAAACGUAUAUUUAAAAUACGGUUCAAAUUGGAUUAUCAAAGGGCUCAACUUGAAGAUUCACAAAGGGGCGAUAUACAGCUUGCUCGGCCCAAGCGGAGCUGGGAAGACGACAGUCGUCGGCAUGAUUUUGCGAGAGAUAAAGCCAGAUUUUGGCGAAAUUAAAUGGAAUGGGUUGGACACAAGGCGAGACUUUGGCUACAUGCCUCAAUCGGCUUCUCUUUUCGAUGAUUUAAGUAUCAAUGAGUUAUGCGUAUAUUAUUCUUUUCUUUUUGGAAUGGAAGGUCGGAUACCCGAGGAAACGAAACGGCUUCUCGGUAUACUAAAUCUCGAGAACAUAAGCGACAGGAGAGUCGGUAAAAUGAGCGGAGGUGAGCAGAGACGCAUCAGCUUUCUCAUCGCUCUGAUACACGAGCCGCAUUUUCUUCUUCUAGACGAACCGACUGCCAGCCUUGACUGUUUGCAUUCCAGAGCCAUCUGGGAUUACUUGGUAACACUGGCCGAACAAGGGACUACCAUCCUUCUGACGACACACUAUGUUCAAGAAGCUGUUAAUUCGAGGAAAGUCGGAUUUUUGAGGAACGGCGUCCUUAUAGCAGAUGACACGACUAACAACUUCAUAGAAAAGUACGGAACUUCAGAUGUCGAGGAGAUAUUUAUAUCGUUGUGUAACAGCAAUCAGCAAUGUGAAGAGCAGGCGAUCACUCCAACAUCAACGAAGUGUAAAGAAACGAAAAGGGAUUUCGAAGGCGAUGGCCAUUUCAAAUGGUGUGGCUUUCGUGCACAACUCACAAAAAAUCUAAUCUGGGCGAAACACAAUAAAUUGAUUUUGUACUCGAACCUAUUAUUUUCAACCGUCCUUUCUGUCAUAUUCGCUGUGGCGUUCGGCGGCGAUCCGAUCGGACUGAAAGUUGCCGUUGUAAGCUCCGUGAAGACUUACGAAUGCCCAAGGAAUGACAGUUACUACAGCCCCCUCCUCCGUUGUAAUGUGCCAGAUCGGUUCGAAUGCUUCAUCUACACGAGACUCAAGGAAAAAUUUGUACUUCUAGACUACGACAACAUAGACACUGCGAUGGCGGACCUGAGCUCGAGUAAUAUCCAAGGGAUUCUCAAUUUUCAAGAAAAUUUCACUUCAACUCUAGACUCGUUUUACGGAGAUAUUAGCGGUUUCACGACUGAUGAGAUUGACAGUGUUAUCAUCGAAUCAUCGAUAGAUCAGGCGGAUUAUAUCUUCAGAAAUUUUUUAAAGAAAUUCAUAUCCAAGAGCGUGCUGGGGUUGUUCGAAGAUAUAGAACUUUAUUGCAACACUUCAAAAACGUUCAGUUUUAUACCGAUUAAGUUCGCUGAUCCGAUUUAUGGUUUAGCCGAUACCACAGUGGCUAUUACUGGUCUAGCGUCAUAUUUAACGGCGGUUUCAUUCGCCUUCCCGAUUAUCUUCACGGCGCCGGCGAUGCUGAUUGAAAAAAAAGGAGGUUUUUUCAAAAGAAAUUUAAUUUCCGGCUUGACUUAUCUGGAAAUGGUGGCUGCACAUUUGGUGAUCCAAAUACCCUUGAUGCUCCUGCAAGACUUGAUAUUGUUUGGAAUAUUCGCUUGGAUUUUUGUUUUCCCCAUACUGGGAAACAAACUGCUAAUUUUUUCUUUAAUGAUCUCCUGCAAUAUAGUCGGCUUUGUAAUAGUGCUUGUCGUUGUCGAGCUGCUUCGCAAUGAAUUCGCAGUCAUGAUCUUGUCUAUGGCUCUUUUGAACGUUUCCUGGAUGCUUGGAGGCGUUUUGUGGCCGCAGAUCGCCUUCCCCUAUUGGCUCGAGUUGCUCUGCUAUGUGAUCCCGAACGUGAGAACUUCAGGCUCCAUGAAUGCUGUAGUAAUGAAAGGCUUCCCAGUGACCAACUUAGAAGUAUUUUACGCUUUUAUCGAAACCGCUUUUUGGAUUUUGUUUUCUGUUAAAUGUAGCAAUUUUUUGUUUAAAUUGAAUAAAAAGUAUUUUUCUUAUUUGAAGUUUUAUUUCAACCGACAAAAUCUACUUGUAAAUAAUCACUGCUUCUUAUGA
Messenger RNA from Cimex lectularius (bed bug), 2257 nucleotides. Its product is annotated as ABC transporter G family member 23-like. The coding region runs from base 44 to 2257 and encodes 737 amino acids. Gene Ontology annotation, cellular component: membrane. The transcript is spliced from 15 exons. NCBI's taxonomy places the organism in Eukaryota, Metazoa, Arthropoda, Insecta, Hemiptera, Cimicidae. Gene Ontology annotation, molecular function: ABC-type transporter activity; ATP hydrolysis activity; ATP binding. The record is from RefSeq and is a predicted model, not a curated record.